Molecule: messenger RNA, 1125 nt
Organism: Endocarpon pusillum Z07020
Lineage: Eukaryota; Fungi; Ascomycota; Eurotiomycetes; Verrucariales; Verrucariaceae
Exons: 3
Coding region: 1-1125 (374 amino acids)
Biological process (GO): Golgi organization
Cellular component (GO): Golgi apparatus
Molecular function (GO): protein binding
Source: RefSeq, a predicted model, not a curated record
AUGUUUGGAGCUUUGAAUCGUUUCAUUGCACGUCUUGAUUCUGACCCAGCACCUCAAUCAGCCACGGGCGGGCCCAGUGACAGCUCGUAUGGAUUCCAAGUACUGCGCAACACCAAUGCCGAGUUGCCCAUAGAGCCAUGGUUUGACUUUAUCGUUGGAAUCAAUGGUCAUGUCAUUGAUGAUCCUGAUCCACAGCUUUUUGCCAGAGAAGUCAGGAAUUGCGCAGGAUACUCCCUCUCCCUUGAUAUAUGGAGCGCUAAGGGUCAACGGUCACAUACCCUCACUGUCGCUGUGCCGCCUGCACCCAAGUCUCUCGGCCUCACCCUUCAAUUAGCUCCUUUAAAUGCCACACAGAACAUCUGGCACAUCCUCUCGAUACCCUCUCCACUCUCUCCAGCACAUCUUGCCGGUCUGCUUCCACAUUCAGAUUACAUACUUGGUACCCCGUCAGGCACACUUCGGGGCGAGGCUGCCCUUGGGGAACUUGUUGAGGAUCAUCUCAACAGAAGUUUGGUCCUGUGGGUCUACAAUUCCGAGUUUGACGUGGUACGAGAGGUGGAGAUAGUACCGCGAAGAGGAUGGGGAGGCGAAGGUGCGCUGGGAGCUGUUCUUGGGUUUGGUGCUCUACAUCGAUUGCCGGUGGGUCUUGGUGAAGAAAUACAAGCUCCCGGUGAGAAGUUGUUCGAGGCAGAACAGAGAGCGAGCAUGGAGAAAGCCUCUACUAAUGAGGGUGUAUACUUCAUCCCGGCUGAAUCUAAGGGACCAAUACAGCAACAACCACCCCCAUUGGCCAAUCCAAAUGUUUUGGCUCCACCAAUGGUCAGUCCGAGUGCCAUGGUUGGUGGAACCUCAAUACCUGGAGCAGCUGCAUUACAUAGUAAGAAGUCAAGGCAUCGUGCUGGGGGCCCUCCAAACAGAGCUUUCGAUGAUAUUUUUCAAGAAGGGGCUAAGAAAAGCCAGGAGCAAGAUUUUGUUCCAAGCAGGAAAGGGACACCAGUCGCACCGCCUCCCAAAACGGGAGAAACAGAUGGAUUAUCUACCACUGGCUCACAAAGAGUCGGUUCCAGCGCUAGCCCUGCAGCAGUAGAAGAUACCGGCGAGCCUGGCGACACCGAAGCAACAUAA